This is a messenger RNA of Spea bombifrons (plains spadefoot toad), 1478 nucleotides long. It is a transcript of the gene POLDIP2, whose product is annotated as DNA polymerase delta interacting protein 2. Gene Ontology annotation, molecular function: DNA binding. The transcript is spliced from 11 exons. Gene Ontology annotation, cellular component: mitochondrial nucleoid; nucleus. Gene Ontology annotation, biological process: error-free translesion synthesis. NCBI's taxonomy places the organism in Eukaryota, Metazoa, Chordata, Amphibia, Anura, Pelobatidae. The record is from RefSeq and is a predicted model, not a curated record. Bases 77 to 1174 code for a protein of 365 amino acids.
CAUGAUCCGCGGGCACGCAGAGCACGUCUUCCCAAUAUCACGCGUCUGACGUCAGCUGUGCGACCCCCGCAGCACGAUGGCGGCGUGUGUUGCGCGGCGCUGCCUAUCGGCGCUGAGCCGGUACCGGAGAGCUGGUGUUUCGAGCGCUUUGGGUAUUGAGCUACGGACAGCUCCCCUUCGACCCGUGUGUGCGUGUCGUUUUCAACAGGACCGUUCACUGUCUUCCCGAAACAGACCGGAGGGGAAAGUGUUGGAGACAGUCGGUGUCUUUGAGGUGCCAAAGUCACAGGGGAAAUAUGAAACGGGUCAGCUCUUCCUCCAUAGUAUCUUUGGCUACAGGGGCAUCGUCCUUUUCCCAUGGCAGGCAAGACUCUAUGACAGAGAUGUUCCUUCUCCUGUUUCAGAAAAGACAGACACUUCAUCAGCUCAUGGAUCCAAAGAGGUCAAAGGCAAAACUCACACAUAUUACCAAGUGCUGAUAGAUGCACGGGACUGUCCUCAUAUUUCACAACGGUCACAAACAGAGGCAGUGACGUUCCUUGCAAACCAUGACGACAGUCGGGCCCUGUAUGCAAUUCCUGGUUUGGACUAUGUAAGCCACGAGGACAUUCUUCCUUACAACUCCACUGACCAGAUACCUAUUCAACAUGAGCUGUUUGAAAGGUUUUUGAGUUAUGAUCAAACCAAAGUUCCACCCUUUGUAGCGCGAGAAACCUUGCGUGCGUGGCAGGAGAAGAAUCAUCCUUGGCUCGAGCUGUCUGAUGUGCACAGAGAAACAACGGAGAACAUCAGGAUCACAGUCAUUCCCUUCUACAUGGGAAUGAGGGAGGCUCAAAACUCGCAUGUAUACUGGUGGCGUUACUGCAUCCGUUUGGAGAACCUCGGCAAUGAAGUAGUUCAGCUGCGUGAGCGACACUGGCGCAUUUUCAGCUUAUCCGGUACCUUGGAAACCGUGAGAGGGAGAGGUGUCGUGGGCAGGGAGCCAGUUCUGUCUAAGGAACAGCCAGCUUUUCAGUACAGUAGCCAUGUUUCACUGCAGGCAUCCAGUGGCCAUAUGUGGGGUACAUUCCGCUUUGAGCGCCCUGAUGGCUCACAUUUUGAUGUCCGGAUUCCACCUUUUUCUCUGGAAAGCAACAAAGAUGAAAAGACGCCCCCAUCUGGUCUUCACUGGUAGUGUUGCUGGAAGAGCCUCGGAUGCACAGCACUUUCUAAAACCGCAACAGAAAAACGAAGCCACCUUACACCCCGUAUUGUGACAACAAAGCAGUUUGUUAAAUGCUUCCGCAGAAGCCCCCUGUCUUGUCUCUCGGUUGGAAAUGGACAGGACGCCAUCCUCGUCAAACUGAAGCUGAGGUUUCCCAUGUCGCUGAGUGUUCAAUUUUUCUGAAAAAUUCAAGGACGUUUUUGGGGAAUUUUUUUUUUUUGGCCCCUUCCAUCCCUCCCUUUUUUUUCUUCAAUAAAGUAAUUUUAACAGUCAA